AUGGCUGAGGUGAUUUACGCCAGGCCCAACAUGAUGACCAAGGCCAGGUACACACAAGGAGAUGGAGAGGAGAGGAGAGUGGAGAUCUACGCUACAAUUGAGAGCCUCAGAGAUCAACACCAGGACUACGUGGGGACAGAGGAGUCCUCCAAUACUCUGGGAACAGUAAGAAGUCAGCAGCCAGACCCUGUGAGCCCUCCUCGGUGUCCGAUCAGGGGUGUGUUGGUGCUUCUGGUCCUGCUGUCUGUUGCCCUGCUGGCUGGACUGCUUUGGUUUGCAGUGCAACACAAGACGAAGACUGUAAGCAUGGACGGAGACGUGGAGCAACUUCUCCAAAGGCUGAAGAACGUGACUGAGCAGAGAGACGCACUGCUUUUUAAACAGGAAUGUCCAGUUGGUUGGGAUAAGUUUGGUUGUAAAUGUUACCGGCUUUCCAAUGAGCGGAGACCCUGGAAUAAGAGCAGGAAGUUCUGUGUUUCCCACGGAGCAGAUCUUGUGGUUGUGGACAGUAAAGAGGAGAUGGACUUCAUUAGCAGGUACGGCGGGAACAACUGGCUCGGAGCGACAGAUGAGGCCAGUGAAGGGAUGUGGAGAUGGGUUGAUGGCACCGUCCUGUCAGCGGAUAACCGCUCCUGGAGAAGAGGGAAACGUGAUGGUGACAUGGAUAAGAACUGCUUAAGGGUUAGAGAGAAGCCCAACUUUAAAUGGACAGAUGAGAGCUGUGAAGCCAGAAACUAUGGGCUUUGUGAAAAUCAUUUAAUCAAUUGA
Molecule: messenger RNA, 768 nt
Organism: Gadus macrocephalus (Pacific cod)
Lineage: Eukaryota; Metazoa; Chordata; Actinopteri; Gadiformes; Gadidae
Product: CD209 antigen-like protein E
Exons: 1
Coding region: 1-768 (255 amino acids)
Source: RefSeq, a predicted model, not a curated record